Messenger RNA from Papilio machaon (common yellow swallowtail), 2106 nucleotides. RefSeq lists its product as uncharacterized. The record is from RefSeq and is a predicted model, not a curated record. The coding region runs from base 58 to 1212 and encodes 384 amino acids. The transcript is spliced from 6 exons. Lineage: Eukaryota; Metazoa; Arthropoda; Insecta; Lepidoptera; Papilionidae.
AGUGAAGUGAAUCAGUAACAUACGCCAGUGUUAAAGUCAGUGUCCUCAGCAGCCAAGAUGGAAGCCCUUGAAAGGAGAGGAAAACUUCUAGCGAUUGCUGCCAUCAUUUUCAUCGUCUUUUGGUCUCAAUGCCCAGGUGUGGAGGGUCACCGCAACUCAACGAAGAUGUCGUACGUGUGUCCGCCGCAGUUCAUCCGGCUCGGCCACAGCUGCUACUUCUUUAGCGACAACAAGGCCACCUGGCAGAACGCACUCUUCGCUUGCAAGGACCGUGAGAGCAACUUGUCAGUACCAGCCCGCUGGGAGGACAGAAACCUUCGCACCUACCUCAACAAACACGACGUUGAAAAAGCGAGCCGUUGGAUCGGUGGUAUCUACGACUACGGCGCUCGCGCAUGGAAGUGGGGCGGCGAGUUGCGGCGCAUGCACUACCAGUCCUUCUCCAAGAUGAAGCGACUCUCCCCUGAGGAGCUCAAGUGGAACUGCAUCGCCAUGAUGCCCGAACUUCUCUACAGAUGGGCUCCACGUAGCUGCAUAGAGGCGAGACAAUACAUUUGCCAGACGAAACUGCGCAAGGUGCCGAAGACGAAGCUAAAAGACCUGCGGCGGCGCUGGCAGCGCAUGGGCAAGAUCAACGAGAUUACCGCGCCCAGCGUCAGCCGCGAGGUCGACGACCCCCGCAAUAAUGACGUCACCACCAACCCCGUCGACAACCCCAAGGCAUUCGACCUCCGACCCGCGCCACUGUACGGACCGCGAGGCAACAGACGCGAACCGAAUCCGAUGCGAAAUCACCAGAAACCCUACGAUCUGAGACCGAACGAGUUGAAGAAAAGAUCCAGGCCAAACGCCCGUAGGCGGCUCACCAGACCGUUCCCUGGUUACAAAUGGAACCGCCAUGACCCCGAGGCUUCGUUCCGGUACAACUCGGAGUUACUACGAUCGGGCCGUACGGGGCUCAGCCCGCAGCAAGUCAACGGGCACUUGGCGCGGCUGCGGCACCUACGCGACAGGCAGAUCAGGCGCCGACGGCUGCGCGAAAACGACGACUGGCUCGUCAACGACGUCAGACAGGUGCUCGUGCCCACACAUGCUCGCACCUACACCGUCGACAACAACAUCAGCGCCCUGCAUCCCAAAGCCAUCGUUGAGGAGUUCGAUAUGAUGCCGCGACCCAUCGUACUGCCGAGACCAGCGCGCGGUGCUGGCUAAACAACUACUUAUAUACUCGUAGUAGUAGGCUGGCUUUUUCCGCAACUCUACAACUAACGCGUAAAAUGUACCCUACAUCUACUUAUUUGUAUCUUAAAUUAUCUUUUCUAUGCUUUGAUUGCUAUAUUUCUUUAGAUGUCUUACUGUCGUUUUGUCUUUGACAUUGUGAAUUUUUAUAGUAAUGCUUUAGCUGUUUCUCUCAAUCGUUUUAAUUAAUUCCAAUCACUAUGUGAUCGAUCAUGACUCGCUCAGUGUUCAUCUUUUAACUUCUCCUUCUCUAUUUGUUCUGUCUAGAACGAAAUAGAUGUUUUGUAAACAACUUGUUUUUAAACUAUCAUCACAUAAUGUUUUAUAAACAUCAUUCGGCUAAUCAUAAUAUUAUUCCAACUUAAAUUAUGCCUCACGUUUUAAAACUUAAAUAUAUUAAUUAUCUAUGCACUAAAAAAAAUUACAAACAUUAUCAUUAUGAACUAUAAACUAUUUCGAAUAAUUGACUUGAAUGAAAAAAUCGUGUUUGCUCAGUCUAUGGCUGGCAUCGUCUUUGCUAUAUCACAUACAGUACUGAAGUAAGGAUGAAAAAAACUUGAGUAAGUGCUGCAUUUUGGAAAAUAGUAUGAGUAUACUUGAGUGCCAAAAGGCAGCACUUUACGAAACGUACAGAUGCACUAGCAAACAUGGUCUUUAGAUAAGGAUAUCUACGUAUUAAUAAAUACUAAUAUUGAAACGUUCAAUGCCGACUCUAAUGAAUUCGGUUUCGUAAUGUAGAACGUGUUAAGCUUUUAAUAUAAUAUGUUACAAUGCGUAUUUAUAAAAAAAAAACUAGUCAGUAAGUUUAUUAAGAAAUACUGUCAAGUAUUUCUUAUCAUACCAACCAAUACGUUUAAUACAUAUUGU